UCAUGUGACAAAGCUAUGCAACAUCUCCAUAAUAUAACAUCAUCCCAAUUUCAUCCACCCACCCUCAACACCACCACCGACACCACCACCAUGUUUCCAGCUGCUAGAACCAUAGCUUUACACUCAUCAUCCCUAUGCACAGUCUCUUCUUCUGAUAAACCAUCAUUCCCUUCUUCUAAUCCAAAAUCAAACACCCAUUUAUCUUCAAAACCCAAAAGUCUCCUUCAAAACCACCCACUUUACACACCAACACAUGAAAAAAUCUCACUUCAAUUCAAAGAGAAAAUCCUCUGUCUUGAAGUAAUGGGUGUUGAUGCAAGUAAAGCACUUUCUCAAAACCCUCAACUUCACUCAGCUACCUUAGAAUCCAUUCAUUCCAUUAUCUCCUUUCUUCUCUCUAAAGGCAUUCAACAUAAAGACUUACCAAGAAUCUUUGGCAUGUGUCCAAAGAUUCUGACUUCUGGCAUAAAAAAUGAUCUUGAACCUGUUUUUGAUUUUCUCAUGCAGGAUCUUAAAGUCCCUGAUCAUAGCUUUAGAAAAGUGAUUAAAAAGUGUCCAAGAUUGCUUACUUCUAGUGUUAUAGAUCAGCUUAAACCAGCUUUGUUUUACUUAAAGAGACUUGGUUUAAGGGAUUUAGAAGCAUUGGCUUAUCAAGAUUGUGUUUUAUUGGUUUCCAAUGUUGAAAGGACACUUAUUCCUAAACUAAAGCAUUUGGAGAGUAUUGGAUUUUCCAAAGAAGAAACUAGAUGUAUGGUUUUGAGGUGUCCUGCAUUGUUGACUUUCAGCAUUGAGAAUAAUUUUCAGCCUAAAUUUGAGUAUUUUUCUCUGGAAAUGAGGAGGAAAUUGGAGGAGUUGAAAGAGUUUCCUCAGUAUUUUUCUUUUAGUUUGGAGAAUAGGAUUAAGCCUAGAUAUAUGGAGGUCGUUCAGAGUGAGGUCAAUUUGCCUUUGUCAUUGAUGCUUAAAAGUACUGAUGAUGAAUUUAGGGAGCUGAUAAAGAAAAGGGGGGGAUGAUAAUGUAUUAGGAGAAUUAUUAUGGUAUGUGUAUUUAUUUAUAUACGUCAAUGCAUACUUUUCCUAAGGAAGUUGGGAAAUUUGACAAAGUGUUUAUAUGCUAUAUAUAUAUAUAUUUUAAUUCCUUUGUACUGACUCUUUAAGUGACAUAACUAAUGUUAUAUGUUGUUAAUGUAAAUCUUGUUGAAUUAGUUGAUGAUACAUAUAUAUAUGGCAAGCAAGGAAAGAUGAAAUGUAA
This is a messenger RNA of Cicer arietinum (chickpea), 1249 nucleotides long. Its product is annotated as transcription termination factor MTEF1, chloroplastic. Gene Ontology annotation, molecular function: double-stranded DNA binding. NCBI's taxonomy places the organism in Eukaryota, Viridiplantae, Streptophyta, Magnoliopsida, Fabales, Fabaceae. Gene Ontology annotation, biological process: regulation of DNA-templated transcription. The record is from RefSeq and is a predicted model, not a curated record.